CUACAGUAUAUUAAUUUGGGAAAACUUGAAAAAAAAAAUUAGUCCAAAAGUUAAUUUGUAUGAGAGGACUUUUAUAUUAGAGGCCCAAUAACAUUAGACAAAGGCCCAAAAGUUUAUUUGUACUCCGUAUCUUGUAAUUAUUAAUCAUAUCGUAGUAAUCAAAUCUAGGGUUUCUGCACAUCAUUACACGCCUCUUUUCCAAUAACAAAAAAAUAAGAGAAAAUAAAAAAGCAGCAGCCAACAAUCCAAUCCUGCCCUAGUCAGAAACCCAAACCCACCCACCCUAGAAACAUGCGAUUCACAGAUUCACCAGUAAUAGAGCUGACAGUGAACAACUCAAAACUCUCAUUUCAUCAGGACAACAACUCGAUGCAUGUCGGAACCACCGUCUGGCCAUGUUCCCUCGUCGUCGUCAAGUUCAUCGAACGUUGGCUCAACACCACUUCCACCACCACCCAAAAUCCGUAUUCCGGCAUCCUUUUGGACCUCCCAAACAAACGAGCCAUUGAACUCGGAACAGGAUGCGGCGUGGCCGCAAUGGGACUAUAUCUUUUAGGACUCAAAGACAUCAUCCUGACUGACAUCCCACCCGUUAUGCCUGCCCUUAAACAUAACUUAAAACGUAACAAAACUGUUUUAGGCAAGAUGUUAAAAACCAAACAAGUUAAUUGGAAUAACAAUGAUCAGAUUAGUUCCUUGAAUCCGCCUUUUGGUAUCGUUGUUGCUGCUGAUGUUGUUUAUAUUGAGGAGUCUGUUGGUCCGUUGGUCAACGCUAUGCUGGCGUUGGUUAGUGAUGACGGGUAUGUUUUGUUGGGGUAUCAGGUUCGGUCGCCUGAAGCUGAUGUUUUGUUUUGGGAGAUUUGUGAUAGGGUUUUUGAUGUUCAGAAGGUGCCACAUGAACAUCUUCAUCCGGAUUAUGCUUUUGAGGAGGCGGAUGUUUUUAUUUUUAGAAAGAAAAGAAAUAACUUGUCGGGUGGUGUGGAGGAUGUUCCAACCCCUUCUGUUUAGGGGUUUUGUUUGUGUACUUCGAUGCUAUGUAAUACGAUUUUAUUUGUGACUGAUAAAAUAUACCAGCGGUUGUGUUUUAA
Molecule: messenger RNA, 1088 nt
Organism: Erigeron canadensis
Lineage: Eukaryota; Viridiplantae; Streptophyta; Magnoliopsida; Asterales; Asteraceae
Exons: 1
Coding region: 292-1008 (238 amino acids)
Source: RefSeq, a predicted model, not a curated record